AUGAAUUGGAGUGAUGAACAGACAAUUUCUUUUAUUGAAAUGUAUCAUGAUCGAAGUUUGUUGUGGGACCCAACUAAUUCGCAAUACAAAAAUAAAAACAAAAGGCAUGAUGGACUUAUGGAAAUUGCGAUUUCUUUUGGCAUGGAAAAAUUUGAUGUAGAAAAAAAGAUAAAAAAUUUGCAAAGCCAGUUUGCUAGAGAAAAGAAAAAAGAGAAGGAGUCGAGAAAAACUGAGAGUGGUGCAGACGAAGCAUAUACUAGCAAAUGGUUUGGAUAUGACGGUAUGUUGUUCUUGGCCGAUAAGAAUACUCCAAAAACCACUGGCUUUUCACGACUCCAAUUAUAA
This is a messenger RNA of Cinara cedri, 345 nucleotides long. Lineage: Eukaryota; Metazoa; Arthropoda; Insecta; Hemiptera; Aphididae. The record is from the annotation of a GenBank genome assembly.